This is a messenger RNA of Mauremys mutica (yellowpond turtle), 3835 nucleotides long. Its product is annotated as galactosylgalactosylxylosylprotein 3-beta-glucuronosyltransferase 1-like. Gene Ontology annotation, biological process: carbohydrate metabolic process; chondroitin sulfate proteoglycan biosynthetic process. The record is from RefSeq and is a predicted model, not a curated record. Gene Ontology annotation, cellular component: Golgi membrane. The coding region runs from base 462 to 1493 and encodes 343 amino acids. The transcript is spliced from 7 exons. NCBI's taxonomy places the organism in Eukaryota, Metazoa, Chordata, Testudines, Geoemydidae. Gene Ontology annotation, molecular function: galactosylgalactosylxylosylprotein 3-beta-glucuronosyltransferase activity.
CCCCGGAGCCGGGCGAGCCUCUGGCGAGCUCCUGCCCGUCAGGGCACCUGCUGGCGCGCUCCGGAGAGGGAGCUAGCGAGCCUGUAGCCGGGCCGGACCCAUUUCCUCCCUGCGGUGGGAGCUGCUCGCGAACCACCCCGGCUGACACGUUCAGGUGCAGAACCGCUCUGGAUUCCCAGCGAGCCUCAUGGUGACCCCUCCAGCCAGCGCAUCUCGCCAGGCCUCCAGGGGGAGCACUGGUGCAGCCACUGUCUGGUAGAUAGGCAUGAGGAAAGAGGCUCGCUGGGAAGGGCUCAAUACAUGCGCUCAGCACCUGAGAAGAAUCCCCGAGGAACCAGCCCCAGGAGGGCAAGGGGAGCAAAGUCUGGCACACGCUGGUCUCAAAACUGGUCAACAGUGAGGCACUCUGCUGACAGCGACAGUGGUAGGGAGAUGCCUGGGCGUUGGAAGCUCUUUGCAGCAUGGUAAGGAGACGUAACCUUCUGACCACACUCCUGAUCGUUUUGCCAUGGGCUCUUCUUCUAACCUUGUGGCAUCAGUACCCAGCCACCCGCUACCUCAUCCUGCUGAGAAAAGAGACAGAAGAAAAUGCAACAGCUAAAGCUCGCUUCAAUGGUACAUCCCUGUUGCGGGAAGAAGGGCUCCCGUCCUGCAGUUGGCAGCAAGCCUCGGGGGUGGCUCCAAAAGUCAUCCAGAACUAUGUGUAUUCUCGGCCUCCUCCCUGGUCGGACACUCUCCCAACCAUCUUUGUAAUCACGCCCACCUACACCCGAGCGGUGCAGAAGGCUGAGCUGACCCGACUAGCCAACACCUUCCUACAUGUGCAGAACCUGCACUGGCUGGUGGUGGAGGACUCACCCCGGAGGACCAACCUGGUGUCCAACCUGCUGGAGAAGGCGGGGCUCAAUUUCACCCACCUGAAUGUGGAGAGCCCGCAGAGUCUGAAGAUGAGUGGACCCUCGAUCCCAUCCCACAAGCCACGGGGGACACUGCAGAGGAACCUGGGGCUGCACUGGCUAAGAGACAGCUUCAACAACACACAGCCACCAGAAGGGGUUGUGUACUUUGCUGAUGAUGAUAACACCUACAGCCUGGAGCUCUUCGAGGAGAUGCGCUAUACGAGGAGGGUAUCCGUAUGGCCAGUGGCCUUCGCCGGGGGUCUGAGGUACGAGUCUCCCAUAGUGAGCCCAGCGGGGAAAGUGGUGGGCUGGAAGGUGGUUUUUGACCGUAACCGGCCCUUUGCUAUUGACAUGGCUGGAUUUGCAGUCAGCGUCAGACUGAUCUUGGAGAGGCCUCAAGCCACUUUCAAGCUGGAGGGAGUUAAAGCAGGCUACCAAGAAAGCAGCUUGCUGAAGGAUUUGGUGACUAUGGAUGGACUGGAGCCCAAAGCAGCCAACUGCACAAAGGUUUUGGUCUGGCACACCAGGACCGAGAGGCCAAUGCUAGGUAAUGAAGGCAAACAUGGAUUUUCGGACCUAAGGAUGGAGGUGUAAAUGGAGAGAGAGCCCCAGGCUAGGUACAGGGGAGAGUUUACUCCCAAGAUGUGUCAACAGCAGCCUCCCACCUCACCAGCUCUGCUCAGCACUUUGUUGAAGCCUUGGAGGAAUGCCCGGGUUGUUGCCAUGUCUACCAACACCCCCACUACUCCAAAGUCAGUAAAAACCAGGGUCAGGGCUCAUGCAGUGCCGCAUGACCAUAUAGAAUUUCACCUUUGACUUUAUGCACUUGCCACCAAUCUCUGGCUGUGAGAGCUCUCCUGGGUCCUGUGUUUUCAACCACUUGUUGGAAGGCGACUUCAUCAGAAACAAUCUAAAAUCCCUGCUGUGCCAUCUCUGGGCUGAAGCAACAGCAUCCGGGCUGUCCAGUGGACAGAACACUCAGUGUGCAGCCUGCGUCCCCCAGUGAGGACAUGACAUUUGAGCGUCCACAAGACUGUGAGGGUUUGGAGGAGGGAGAUCUCGUGAAAGCACAAGGGAAAAUCCACCAGCAUAAGACAGGGUUGUUUUCAAAACUGUGUGAAAGUAAAUCCAACCUGAGGGGGUGUCCCUCUGAAGACGCAAUGCUUGGCAGGGCUGCCUCUGUCUGAGACACUCUUGUCCAUUACACACACUGGGGCAGGGGUCUAAGUGAGAGCACUUAAUUCUACAUUUCAGAGCUCAAGGAGGCACUUAGGCAUCGCCUCUAAGGAAUUGGGUGCCUAGGUGCUGAUUGAGAACCUCAACAGAGAACUGGGCUCUAUGUUUGGAAACUGGGGCCACACGGUGUCAAAUCUUCAUUUGCUGAGUUCUUUGGAUAAACACCUUCUCCCAUGCCAGGGGGAGGUAGGACCACACAGCUCCUGUGCCUCAUAGGCUGUCUUGCUGUGUGUUCUCUCUGACACUGGAAAGCAGGGGACAGUGUCUGGAUGGACUUUAAAGCCUGGCCCUCAGCACUGGAAUCCUUGUUGCACUAGCAUGAAGCAUUUGAUUGAUAAAAAGUCUUGGAUUGUAUAUAUGGAAUUCUUCCCUAAACUCCAGUCUAGAACCAGAUCUCUAAGGAGUGGAGGGGAAUGGACAGUGAAGAACCAUAAGUCUCUGAUCACCCUCUGUGAGGAAGGUCAGCGGGACAGAGAACACAACCAUCAAGAAACAAACCUUGAGGAACUAGAAGUGAGGAGACAGUAAAUGACAACUAAACAGCAGUGAAAGUGACGAGGACUGAACUUGGAGAAGAAUGUUUGGCGGCGUGAGCAGAGAAGGGACUGUGUCCAGUCCGGAGCAAGCCUCAUUCCCCUGGUGGGGUAGGACACAGACAGCCUGGAUAGAAUUCAAAGAAAGAGAAAGCAAUAGGAACUGAGGCUGAACAGGAUUUAAAGCAUAAGUAUUUGUACAAUGCGUGUGUGUGGGAGAGGGGUUGUUACUCAGAUUUCUACAGGAAGAGUCCUUGAACAAUCCUAAAAAUGCCCUUUCAUCACACCUUGAAAACAAUUUUCCCUCACGCCAUAAAAAACCAAAGCCCCAGGCUUUCAAAAUGCAUUGAAGCUUUUCAUGGCUGGGGGAAUUGGAACAGGACAUGUUAUGAGUAACUGAGCCACCGCCAAAAAAAUUGGGUAGGCAGGCGAUUUAUAUAUUUGUUGGCUUAUUUAAAUUAUGGUCCUUUUCUGCCUAUUUCCUGGUUUUUAACCUGAAUCAUCUAACAUGUUUAUGAAGGAGAUUUUUUCCUCCCCCGUUAUCCCACACUCUUAGAUCUCACUGAGGAAUGGCAGAUCUUGCAUUCACUGCUGAAAUGUCAUGUUUCUUGUUCCCUGUUGUUGUUUUUUUAACUGAGGUCUUUAAUCAGCAAAAUAAUAAGAAGCACAGUAAUGAGGUGAGUAAAUUAUAAGGGAAAGAAAGAUGCUUUAUGUGAGAGGGACAGGUGGCAUUAAGAAUGUGUCGUUUUCCCACUCUUCCAGCAGUUGCAGCCUGGGCCAAAUGUGUGCAAGUGAUUGCCCCAGUCAGAACAUGCCCACCAUAGAAUUCUGGGAAGCUCCUGAGAAAAGGACCACUAAAAACAUUUGAGGAGUAGAGAUGGGCCUUGUCCCACUCUCAUGGAAGUCAGUAGCAAAACUUCCACUGCCCACUUCGAUGGGAGCAAGUGUAAAAAGGGAAAGCGGAAGAGAGAUGAAACAUAUCUGAACAGAAGACACGAGAGAUAAUGCAAUGUGUGGCAAAUAGAGAAACAGAGAGAGGCCUCAGUUUGAGUUUGGAGGGUCUCAGGCCAGUGCCCAAAUGGGUCGGUGUCCACAUCACUAACUGGCCACCAUUUUGGCUAUCUCAGUUUGGAGGCGAAGAAGUGAAUAGGCCCUGGAGACUGAACU